Molecule: messenger RNA, 4307 nt
Organism: Salmo salar (Atlantic salmon)
Lineage: Eukaryota; Metazoa; Chordata; Actinopteri; Salmoniformes; Salmonidae
Gene: tulp3
Product: TUB like protein 3
Biological process (GO): protein localization to cilium
Cellular component (GO): cilium
Source: RefSeq, a predicted model, not a curated record
AUCGCUUAACUUUUUCAGAAGGCACUGUUGCUCGAGAAGACUAUGAUGCUACUUUGGCUAAUGUUAGCCUAGCUAGCUAACGUUCCUUGCUUGCCUGAAGAUAGCGUGCUCCGCGAAGAGACUAGAACAGAGGCUGAGUGGUAAAUCAAUCAUGGAAGAUAAUACAUAGCACAAACUAAAAUACAUAUUUUUCACAACUUGAAAUCCAGCUAACUAUUCUAUUUUUCUUGUUUUUCUUGGAAUCAAGCAGAGUUAAACGCGUAUCAUUAACGAUUUGGGCAUCGUUUUAUCACGAAAAGGAAGCACGAGCUGGUCAGUGAAUUGUAGCUAGGAAAACUCCAUCGAUUGUUAGCUAGCUAGCGUGCUUGUUAACGGUAAAGCAGAAAGCACCCAAUUCGUCAUGGAUUGCUCGUAAACUUUUUGAUUAAUGUUUUGUAACAUGAAUGUGUUUGAAAAUGAGAGAGUAUUUUUUUAUUUCAACUUGCUAGCUAGCUAUAACGUUCCAUCUGAAAAAUGUCAAAAUGGCAUGAACAUGCAUGUUGACAACGGAGCUAUAACGACGUUAUAAACAUCUGGAAAGGCUCAAGCCUUGAAUAUGUUGGGUUGCUAACGUUACAUAAUUGCGUCACGAAAGCCAUCAGAUGGGGACUAUAUUACACUCGAUUUCUCGAGUUACGGUGGCUUUGUCAUAGGAGCUCGCGCCAUUCUCCUUGGAGACGGCACCGCAGAAAUGUGGGUACUAUAGCAGCUUGCUAAAAAAUACAGUAUUAGGGCCUAUGAGGUGGGCAAUCUUGGCAACAUCACUCGGCACGGACACCACCAAAGAAGUCUUCCGAAACGGAAGAAGUGGCAGGAUGAACAACAUCAACAAAAGCAGACCCUCCAGCUCCGCCAGCUUCUCCUCUACCUCAACAGCAAGUGCCCUUGAUGAUGACAGCACCAGCCUCAGGCAGCAGAAGCUGGAAAAGCAGGUUCCUUCACUGAGUGUUACGAUCAUCUGAAGAACUGGACCAAGGUGCAGCGUGAGGGCGCUGUUGGAGCAGAAGCAGCGGCGGAGGCGGCAGGAGCCUCUGAUGGUGCAGCCCAACCCAGAGGCCCAGCCCAGGCGCUCCAGGCCUCGGCGCAGUGAGGAGCAGGCCCCGCUGGUGGAGUCACGCCUCAGCAUCACCAGCGAUGUCAUCAUAGACGGUAUCGACGGCCCUGCUGCCUUCAUGGGCUCUGAGGACCCAGACCUGGGUGCCAAGAUCCAGAUUCUGUCAGUGAGCAAGUCUCAGCCCCUGUCCCUGUCCCAGUCGCUGCCCCAGUCUCCCCCCGCGGAGGAGCCAGACCGGGACGGGGACAAGGAGACUCUGCUGGAGCCCAAGACGGACAUCCAUGAGCUGCUGCAGAAACGAGGUCUGUCAGGCAGUAUGAACUACGAAGAGGCCAGUGAGGAUGAGGAACACGGUAAUGAAGACCGGACACGCUCGCUGUCCUCCAACCCAGAGUCAACCCGGCCUGCGUCUGCCUCCAGCACAAAGUCCAACACAGAGUACGAGACACCGGGGUCGCCCACGGCGGAGAGCGCCCUGAUCGAAGUGGACAACCUGGAGGAGUUUGUGGUGCGUCCCGCCCCCCGCGGCGUCACCAUCAAGUGCCGCAUAUCCCGGGACAAGAAGGGAAUGGACCGCGGCCUGUACCCCACCUACUUUAUGCACAUGGAGAGAGAGGACGGCAGGAAGCUGUUUCUUCUGGCUGGGAGGAAGAGGAAAAAGAGCAAGACGUCCAACUACCUGAUCUCAGUGGACGCCACGGACCUGUCACGCGAGGGAGAGAGCUUCAUGGGGAAACUGAGGUCUAACCUGAUGGGGACCAAGUUCACGGUGUAUGACCAAGGCACCAACCCCUGUAAGAACCCUGGAGCUCUGCUGGAGGAGAGCAACACACGACAGGAACUCGCAGCCAUCUGCUAUGAGACCAACGUUCUGGGGUUUAAAGGUCCCCGCAAGAUGACCGUCAUCAUCCCAGGCAUGAACAUGAACUUUGAGAGGGUCCCCGUCCGUCCAAACAGUGAGCAGGAGAGCCUUCUAAGUAAGUGGCAGAACCACUCAGUGGAGAACCUGAUCGAGCUGCACAACAAGGCCCCCGUGUGGAACGACGACACCCAGUCCUACGUGCUCAAUUUCCACGGCCGCGUCACACAGGCCUCCGUCAAGAACUUUCAGAUCGUCCACGACAACGAUCCGGACUACAUCGUAAUGCAGUUUGGCAGAGUGGCCGAGGACGUUUUCACCUUAGACUACAACUACCCCAUGUGUGCCCUGCAAGCCUUCGCCAUUGGCCUGUCCAGUUUCGACAGCAAACUGGCCUGCGAGUGACCAACCCCAUCACGACUCCUAACUUGCCAUUCCCUCCAUGGCCUUUUCAACCCACUCCCUCCCCCUCCAGGACAACGCCAAGUCCACAACACCGCCCCUCCCCGUCACAGGAUUCAGCGCCUUCCUUGUACAGUCAGCAGUCAGCUCGCCAGCAGUCUGCCACUAUGGAAAUAAUCAUGAACUAUGACCUCUCACCCCUACGUGGUACAUCCAAUCAUGGCACCCGAAUCAUGCUGACUUGGAGAGCUGAUGAAGAGAGUGGGUGUGUGAGAGAGAGGACAAAAGCAAGUAGAUUUGGGUGGAGGAUAUAGGAUUUUCCUUAUCGGCAGAAAAAUGAAAUUACCGUCCACAAAGGGAAACUUGUCAAAUCAUCAAGGCGCCUUUGUUUUUAUUUGUAUUUAUCUGUAGUUCUGUUUCAAUGAGUUUGUAUUGCUUUUUGUUGCUUUAGCUGUUGUAUAUUGGUGAUUUUAUGUGUAUUGAAAUUGAUUGAAAGGGAAAAAGGACACCAAGCAUCAUAGACCAAACUGUCGUGGGCACUCCCUGUUAGGGACAGGACUUCUAACACAGACUAGACCAGGUCACAGGAGAUGGUGUCUUUGAUUUAUAUCAGAUUUGAAUGUUUUAUAGGCCUCAACACAUGUCUGAUGAACUUAUGAGUUUUUAGCAGAUGUUUUUAAAGUUGCCUUUAAUGUUGAUUCCAAGUGUCAUUUUACAUUCAAGUUAAAACCUCACGGGAAAGUCAAUAGAGUUGUCCAGCAAGCACGAUUAAAGGAUUUUAUUAUAGUUUUAUAUAAGAUAUGUCUUAAUGUUUGGACAUACUGCUCAUUUUCAAAUAUCAUCAAAUGUCAGCCUAAAUGUAAUUUCAAUGUGUGGAAUACAAGAGUUAGCCUGGAAUCCAAACAAUAGAGGAAUAUUCCGUUUGGAUUCCAAGUGACAACGGUCGGCCUGUACUCAGUCUACAUUAUAUGCCAAACUUAUCUACCCAUUUAAAAUUACACCCGAUUGAAUAAUAACACUACAUUUUAUAUGUACUGUAACUGGAAGUGUUAUUACUCUGUUCAGCAGACUACACUUGUACUGUACCAAGAAGUCAUUGAGAACCCACUGGGCAAAAUCUGGUUGAAUCAACGUUUCCACGUCAUUUCAACCCCAAGAUUUGAGGUGAUGACUUUGAAUCAACGUGGAACACUGAUUGGAUUUACAAAAAGGAAUUGCGUCUUUUUUUUAACCCAACUUUUAAAUCCAAUGACUGGGUUUGGUUGAUUUCACGUUGGUUGAUAACUCAACCAAAUGUAAAUCAAAACUAGAUGUUGAACUGCCGUCUGUGCCCAGUGGGAAAAUACUUUUGGGGUGACAUUUAAGGUGCAAAAUAGUUCAAAUCUGUGCAAAAAUAAAUAAAAAGGUGGGCAUAAAAAGUUAAGUAGAGUUUUAAGUACACUGAAAAAUGCAUAAAUAGUGGCCUUUUUUACAACGCUCGUUGCUGAAGAAAAGUUUCAAAUUGCAUCACAAUGCCAGAUUAUGACUUUUACGGUAUUUUUUGCACAGGUUUAAACUAUUUUGCACCAUGUAAAAGUCACCCUUGAUUAAAGUUUCAGCUGGAUGGAUGUGCUAUAGAGAUGAUUCUGUCCAGUACUGUGAUUCUUGUUCUUGGAGGAUUAGGAACAUUCCUGGGUAACCUGCAGGAUGCAUUUGAUUCCUGUCCAAACAAGACAAACACUGAUUAUGUGUGACAGUGUUGGAAAACAAAGUUAAUUCACAAGAUGUACUGUUUGAAAGAGGGAAAGGGUUUGUUUGUACAAAAUAUAUUAAAGAGAGAAAUAUAACGUUUUACUACAAGAUACUUAUGGGGAAUUGCAUUACAUUCAUAACUUAACUUUCUGACAAUGUUUUGGGGAUUGAAUUUCAGAAAUAUGACUGUAAAUAGAAUAAAUUAAGAUAUUGUAAAGUGAA